Molecule: messenger RNA, 1920 nt
Organism: Ogataea haglerorum
Lineage: Eukaryota; Fungi; Ascomycota; Pichiomycetes; Pichiales; Pichiaceae
Exons: 1
Coding region: 1-1920 (639 amino acids)
Biological process (GO): proteolysis
Cellular component (GO): cytosol
Molecular function (GO): metallopeptidase activity; aminopeptidase activity; epoxide hydrolase activity
Source: RefSeq, a predicted model, not a curated record
AUGUCGACGAAUUAUCCUAAUAUUAGCCCAAAACUAUGGUCCAUUAUCGCUCCUCAUGUGCCUAAGUCGUCACCGGAGCAAGACCCCUCUACCUUAUCAUCUUAUCAUGAGUUCAAGGUGGAGAAGUCAAUCCUCGAUUUGAAGGUUAAGUUCUACGACAAGAUUCUGGAUGGAUCUGUAAUUUACAUAAUGAAACCUCUGGUCGAUACCAAAGUCCUAGUUCUGGAUACUGCCCAUCUCAAAAUCAAAAACGUGAGAAUCAACGAUGCCAUCCAGUCUUUUGAGCUGAAACCAACCGAUGGGCCUUUAGGCGUUCCGCUCUACGUCAGCUACGACUUCAGGGCCGGCGAUGGUUUCAAGCUUGAAAUCUCCUACGAAACGACCAAAAAUGGUACCGCCCUGCAAUGGCUCGAGCCACCGCAGACUGACGGCAAGAAGCUUCCAUACUUGUUCUCCCAAUGCGAGGCUAUCCAUGCUCGCUCUUUUUUCCCGUGCUUUGAUACUCCCUCGGUCAAAAGUCCGUUUGAGUUCAAUAUCCAAUCCUCUCUGCCGGUGUUGAUGUCAGGUUUGUUGUCUAAGAAAACUCCUUUGGAAGACGGGAGCACCCUCUAUAACUUUUACCAACCGGUUCCAAUUCCAUCAUACCUGUGUUCCAUUGCUUCUGGAGACUUGAAAGAUGCACCAAUAGGUCCUCGCUCCAGGGUUUGGACUGAACCCAGCUUUUUGGAAGACUGUCAAAACGAGUUCAAGGACGAUACCGAAAAUUUCAUCAAGACUGCCGAGAGUCUUGUUUUCGAGUAUGAGUGGAAGGACUACGAUGUUUUAGUGCUUCCUCAGUCGAUGCCCUUUGGUGGCAUGGAGCAUCCGAACUGCACUUUCGCCACUCCAACCUUGAUUUCUGGUGACAAAGAGAAUGUCGAUGUCAUUGCGCACGAAUUGAGUCACAGUUGGGCAGGUAAUCUUGUAACAAAUGGCUCCUUUGAACACUUCUGGCUCAAUGAGGGAUGGACUGUCUAUUUGGAACGUAGGAUCCUGGAAAGAUUGCAUGGUGAAAAGCAUAGACAUUUUAGUUCCAUCAUUGGAUGGACUGACCUGGAAAAUUCAAUAGCUGCUAUGGGCAGCGCUGCUUCGAAAUACAGCAAGCUGGUGCUUAAUUUGAAGCACGGUGAUGAUCCAGACGAUUCUUUCAGCACAGUUCCUUACGAAAAAGGCUUCAAUCUGUUGUUCCACAUUGAACAGACCCUUGGCAGCAAGGAAGCAUUCGAUCCUUUCAUCAAGCAUUACUUCAAGAAGUUCAAAUACAAGUCAUUGGAUACGUACCAGUUCUUAGAUACUCUUUAUGAGUUUUAUUCCGAUAAGAAGGAUCUACUGGAUACCAUUGACUGGGAGACCUGGUUGUACGCUCCGGGUUUGCCUCCAAAACCGAACUUCGACACCACUCUCGCUGACGAGUGUUUCUCGCUCGCAGGCAGAUGGAUUAAGGUGAUCAGUAGUUCGCCUAGUUCGCUGGAGUCGAACUUUUCACCGUCUGAUAUCGAGAAUUUCACAUCGAACCAGAAUGGAGUCUUUCUAGACAAGCUUGUUUCUUAUCAGAAUCAAGAUGGAUUCGAUUGGAGCUCCAAAAAUGGCCAAAAGGCGAUUGGAGUCAUGAAAAAGAAAUACACAAAGUAUGAGAAUUCCAGCAACGCUGAGGUUCUUUUCAGGUGGUUCCGACUGUUGCUAACGGCCCAAAUUCAAUCUGAAUACCAGAAACUGGCCGACUGGCUGGGUACUGUUGGUAGAAUGAAAUUUGUUAGGCCAGGAUAUGUGCUGCUUAACGAGGCGGACAGGGAGCUGGCCGUGGCUACCUUCAAAAAAUAUGAGCAAAGCUAUCAUCCAAUAUGCAAGGCCAUGGUGAUGAAAGAUCUCGGCCUAAACUAA